AUGUUUGUCAGCAGCACGCGUGCAGCGCUUCUCUUCGCAGCGCAGGCUGCUGCUUAUCCCUGGGUAGUGCAUGCACCUGGGGUCGACUCUUCGGCACUCCCUCCACGCGCUGCGAAUCUUGCGCGACGAGAUUCUCCUGGCUGUCCUUUCAAUGCAAAUCAUGAACCUGGAUUCUCCAGCACGGAUGAGUUUCCUUAUCUCGGCGCGAAGAACGGACUGCCGGGGACAGGGAAGGGUGGUAUUCAGGUACCGGCUCCUGGCGAUGUAGCGCAUGAGUACAAGGAGCCGAAUCCGCAGACUGAUAUUCGAGGGCCUUGUCCUGGUAUCGUAUGUCGUAUUGGCUAACGAGUGUUCACAGUCGCCCACGAUGGUAUUACAACAUACAACGAACUCAUGGACGCCCAGCAGAAUGUUUUCAAUGUCGGAUUCGAUCUCGCUACCAUUCUCGCCAUUGCAGGCGUUGGUCAAGGUGGCGACUUGCUUGAGACGAAGAAGCUGUCCAUCGGGUGUGAUGCCAGCUCACGCACGUCCGGUAUCAUCGGCGGUCUAUUAGGUGACGAGCUUGGCCUCAAUGGACAUAACCACUUCGAAUCCGACACUUCUUUGACACGAAACGAUUACUACCUCUCCCCAACCCGAGACAACUACAGCUUCAAUUCCACUCUAUUCACCAGCAUGAUGGCCGCCUGUGACGGCGAAUGCGACCGCUCCAAACUUUCCGUCUACCGCAAGCAACGAUAUGAGGAAUCCAAGAGAGACAAUGGACAAUUCUUCUUCGGCCCUAUCCAAAUCGCCCUCUACGCCGCCGCAGCCUUCGUCUACGACCUCUUCGGCACAGGCCCCACAGCCUCCGAAGCAACCAUAAUGUCCUUCUUCGGCGCCACCAAAUCCCCCUCCACCGGCGAAUACACAUUCACCGGCGGCGAACGCAUCCCACCAAACUGGACCAACCGCCUCACCCCCUACGGUGAACUCCAACUCAUCCCCGAAUUCACAGCAAUGUACCUCGAAAACCCCGUUCCCUUUGGAUUUAAUUCCGGUCCCAACAAUUUCUUGGGAUUGAAUUUUAGUUCGUAUAUCAAGGAUGGGAAGCUAAAUGAGGAGAGUGUGAAGGGUUUGCCUUGUGCUUUGUAUUUGGCUCUGGGGACUGUGCCGAGUGCGACGGGGGAGUUGUUGAAUUUACCCGUGAGGGUGGUGAAUGUUAUUGCGGAGAAGGUUGCGCCUUUUAUGAGGGAUUUGGGGUGUCCGAAUAAUUAUAAUGAUGGAGAUCAAAGUCCUGGGCCGCUUGCAGGUGGGGUAGAGGGAGGUGAUGGUGGUGGUGGUGGGUUGUUGGGGUUGGGAGGGCUUUGA
Molecule: messenger RNA, 1350 nt
Organism: Cercospora beticola
Lineage: Eukaryota; Fungi; Ascomycota; Dothideomycetes; Mycosphaerellales; Mycosphaerellaceae
Source: RefSeq, a predicted model, not a curated record